Messenger RNA from Topomyia yanbarensis, 767 nucleotides. Its product is annotated as pyroglutamyl-peptidase 1. Gene Ontology annotation, molecular function: pyroglutamyl-peptidase activity. The record is from RefSeq and is a predicted model, not a curated record. The transcript is spliced from 2 exons. Gene Ontology annotation, biological process: proteolysis. Gene Ontology annotation, cellular component: cytosol. Lineage: Eukaryota; Metazoa; Arthropoda; Insecta; Diptera; Culicidae. The coding region runs from base 50 to 655 and encodes 201 amino acids.
CUCAUAAGCAGUGGGCGAUUGUUUGCCUGUGGGUGGUGGAUAGCCAACUAUGUCAAGGACCAUUUUCGUGACCGGUUUCGGUCCGUUUGCUGGCCACGAAGAACGUAAUGCCAGCUGGGAGGCCGUCAAACUACUUCCCGACUCAUACCAGCACCAUAAGGUAAAAUAUACAAUUCAAAAGUUGCAGAUUCCGGUUACAUAUGAAGCGGUGGAUGCUGCAGUGCCGAAGAUUUGGAACCAAAAUCCAGCGCUGGUCAUCCAUAUCGGGGUUCAUGGUCGUAUCGAAACGAUUAAUCUGGAGAAGUGUGCAUACUCGUCUGGGUAUUGUCGACCGGAUUUCACCAACAAAUGUUUACCGUGCGAUAAGAUAACUCUCAAAAAUGAUGUAAAGUGCUCAGUUCUGAAGACGAACCUAGAUGUAGAAGCUAUCGCUAGUGAGCUUAGCACCCUUGCCAAGUGCUGCUGCUCGACGGAAGUGGGCAGUUACCUGUGCGGCUAUAUCUACCUCAAAUCGCUGGACGUGGAUCCAGAUCGAACGUUGUUCAUACACGUACCGGAUGUCAAUCGACCGUACAGCUCCGAACAGACAAAAGAUGUCAUCUUACAGGUGCUGGUUCGAUGCAUGAAUCAGCUGGAAACAAAUGGGAAACUCUGAGAAGUUACCUACGGAGUUUUUUUCAGAUGGAAUUGCCACAUUUUAACUUUGGAUUUAAUUAUAUGAAUGUUUUAACUUAUUAGCAUAUAGUUUUAUUAUAAUUAACCCAUUU